CACGCCUGCACUUGUGUCAGAAAACCCCACUCAAUCUCUCCUCCUCCUUUUCCUCGUCCUCCUUCUCGCCCUCACGCGGGUUCAGAGUCAAGAAAGGAGACGAGCAGACGCCACCCGCCUCGCCCAACUCAACGCCGUAUUUACUUCUGAAAGCCAUGGCGCAGACAGCCGAGGCCGUGUCAGCGGUUCUGUCCACCAACAGGAAUUGCACCAUCGAGAUAACCAACGUGAGCAGCAUUUACUGCCUGAUCAACCCCAAGGUUUUCAUGUCCAGCGGCUUCUGCCACCACCCGCCGCAGCCGACCAUCCGCGGCACCCACACCGAGGUGUGCUCCUUCAUCAAGGACGACCACACGGCCACCGGCGCCGUGGGCCUGCUGACCUACGACCUCUUCCACACGCAGAGCCGGGUCAGCGCGCACCGCAUCGCCGUCAUGUUCUCGGUGCCCUACGACCACAACCUGUACAAGAACCGCCUGGCGCUGGGCGUGCUGGAGCAGUCGCACGACUGCGACAAGAAGCUCUACGAUCAGAUGUACGACGGCAAGGACCUCAGCCACUUCAGCCGGGCCGACGCCAACGGCAGCGGGCUGGUGUACAGCGCCAACUACGUGGACAUCAGGGGCACCAUGUCCACCGUGGGCAAGGCCAUCGUUAAGGUGGAGAUUUACGACCAAAUGACUCGUUAGGAAUUAAUUUGCCACAAUUCACAAUAAAAUUUGUCGGAACUUGAA
Messenger RNA from Nerophis ophidion (straightnose pipefish), 734 nucleotides. RefSeq lists its product as uncharacterized. The record is from RefSeq and is a predicted model, not a curated record. Gene Ontology annotation, molecular function: channel activity. The transcript has 3 exons. Gene Ontology annotation, biological process: pore complex assembly; monoatomic cation transport; cytolysis in another organism. The coding region runs from base 156 to 689 and encodes 177 amino acids. Gene Ontology annotation, cellular component: pore complex. Lineage: Eukaryota; Metazoa; Chordata; Actinopteri; Syngnathiformes; Syngnathidae.